This is a messenger RNA of Triticum dicoccoides, 5518 nucleotides long. RefSeq names its product diphthine methyltransferase homolog. The record is from RefSeq and is a predicted model, not a curated record. NCBI's taxonomy places the organism in Eukaryota, Viridiplantae, Streptophyta, Magnoliopsida, Poales, Poaceae. Gene Ontology annotation, molecular function: protein binding; diphthine methylesterase activity. The transcript has 2 exons. The coding region runs from base 90 to 1157 and encodes 355 amino acids. Gene Ontology annotation, cellular component: cytoplasm. Gene Ontology annotation, biological process: protein histidyl modification to diphthamide.
GCCCCUGCCUCUGAAGCUCAACGAUUUGGGAGUUCUCCACCCUCGCCGCCGCCGCCGCCUGCAUCCCGGGGGAGAGCGAGGGUCUGGGUAUGGACGUGGGGUCCUGCAACCUCGGCGGCAACGCCGACGCGGUGGAGUUCUGCCCGCACCGCCCCUUCCGCCACAUCCUGGCGGCCGCCACGUACACGCUGCAGGAGCAGGCGGGGGAGGAGCAGCAGCAGCAGGACCGCGCGGGCACCGUGUCGCUCUUCUCCGUCGACGCUGGCGCUGAGGACGAGCCCCGACGUCUCCGGCUGCUCCACACGGUGGAGACCGCCGGCGUCUUCGACAUGAAGUGGAGCCCCACGGCGCCGCUGCUCGCGCAGGCCGACGCCCACGGCCGCCUCGUGCUCCGGCGCCUCGAGCAUGAAGACGGCUCGGACGAAGGUGUUGUUCUCACAGACGUGGUUGCUGGAAACAUUUCUUCAUCAAUGUGCUUGUAUGUCGACUGGAACCAAAAUGCCGAUUCCCUGGCCGUUGCAUUAUCAGAUGGUUCACUGUCUGUGGUUCCCAUGAGAGAGGACCGCCUGGAGGUAUCAGAACAAUGGACUGCUCAUCAGUAUGAAGUUUGGACAUGUUAUUUCGAUCGUGCAAGACCACACUUGUUGUACAGUGGAUCGGACGACUGCUCUUUCGGUUGCUGGGAUUUGCGGGAAAGCCUAUCGAAUGCUGUGUUUCGGAAUAAGAAGACUCAUACUAUGGGUGUGUGUUGCAUUGCUCAGAACCCAUUGGAGGGGAAUAUGCUACUCACUGGAAGCUAUGAUGAAUUUCUCAGAGUUUGGGACAUGAGAUCAAUGAUGAAACCUGUGAACGAGAAGUCCCUGAAUUUAGGAGGUGGUGUAUGGAGGUUGAAAUAUCAUCCUAAUAUUGCAGAUGUAGUAUUGGCUGCAUGCAUGCACAACGGUUUUGCCAUUGUUAAAGCAGGGGCUGGAGAUGCUACCAUAAUGGAAACAUAUUGCAAGCAUGAGUCCUUAGCAUAUGGUGCAGAUUGGCAGACUAGUGAAGCAGCGGAACAUAACACAAAUUCUUCAGUUAUUGCUACUUGUUCAUUUUAUGACCGCCUUCUCCGUGUGUGGCAACCAGAGAACCUAGUCAACCACCCAACCUCUAAGGCGUAAAACAUCAUUAUGCCCAGUUGAAGCAUCAAUAUGGCAUGGACCAACCUAUUCCCUGAAUGAACCAAAUUGAUUUCAUUCAGGUAGCUCUUUGAAUUUAUGUUAAUUUAUUUCAAAUGCUGAGCUUAUAGUAGUAUGAUGUCUAAUUUAUAGCUAGGCAUUCACAGUAAUCAGUAUUUGUUGUAAGCUUCCACAAAACUUUGAAGUUAUCUGUUCAUGUUAUUUGAGCACAAACUGUUUUGAAGUUCAUCUGGUGACUGGUGCAUAGAAGCGAUGAUUCAGCAACAAUCUAGACAUCUACCUGGAAGAGCCUCUGACUGAGCUUUUUGCUGGUCAUAAACUAAUAAUUCUGUCUGAAAACUUACAGUAUGCUGUAUGCAGUGCUUUCUUAUUUUUCUUUUUGAUCACAUUCUGAUAACGGCUGGAAUGGUUACCGAUUUUACUUUUCCAGUGCAUGCACUGUUGCUUAUAUUAACCUACUGUGCAGUAUGGUCAACAUGCUAAUCACGAUUCUUAAAAGUGUUGGAUCAUUGUUUUUCUUGGAUGAAAUUUGAGGUAUUGGGUAGUUGCCACAGCCUCAGCGGGCCAAAACAAGGACAAAAAAGUUGUUAGUUACUUUUCUGAUAAGUUUUGUUAGUUACUUUUCUGAUAAGUUAAAAAUAUAUUGCAGUCUAGUGUAUCUUACUAAGUUACUAGUGACUCAUGAAGCAAUAAUCAAACCACGCUUCAGUAGAGCUACUUUAUUCUUUAUCGUUUGCAUUUUCCCAGAAAGUUCUGAGUCCUGCCUUUGUGCUAAUCACACAUGGCUCAGAAGGCAGGACGCAGAACAGAUCAACUGGUCCAGUUUACAGAACUGUUCUGCUCCUAUAUUGGUGAAAAUAAUGAAGACAUGGAUCAAUUUUGACAUGUACUUCCUCCGUAAAGAAAUAUAAGAGCGUUUAGAUCACUACAAGUACAUGUCAAAAUUGAUCCAUGUCUUCAUUAUUUUCACCAAUAUAGGAGCAGAACAGUUCUGUAAACUGGACCAGUUGAUGUUUACAGAGGGAGUACUUGACAGUGGUAUAAAUAACUAUGGGUAAUAUUUGAAGAUAACUUCAAAGGAUGCUUCAAUUUUUUGUGACUUGUUCUGAAAUCAUAAGAGGCAAAUCAUCUACAGUAGAAUGUGAUACCUUGGUAAUAAUGGACAAGAUGAGAUCUGUGUCACUUUGAAUAAACGGGAAUGCUGGUUGGCAAGUCAGAGAAAUAGAAUAGUGAGAAUCAUAUGGUUUGCUUGGGAUGAUAAGCGAAGAAAGCUCUAAGGUUUCCCUUCCUGCAUCCUUCUAUCUGACACCACUAAGUACUAACUGUGCACUAAUAAGAAUUAUCUGUUUCUACAUCAGGCCACCAAGAAUAGCUGUACUCCGAACAUGAACAAUAAAGAUAGUGAUGUGUUCAGUCUUAUGUAGCUAAGUAACCUUUGUUGUUUUCUGACCUUUUUCCUUAAAAAGGAUCCAAUAACAACUGUUUGUUUAGGUUAGCUACCAAGGGGACUUGAAUUUCAUUAUGCUAGAAUGGCUUACACUAGCUGGUUUAGUUGUGCUCUUAGGCCUUCGCCUGAUGGCUGACAUGCAGUGGGUAUGUUAAUCCACCCUUCAGCUGAGCAUAAUAGUGUUGUAUUGAUUCAUCCCACUGAUUUGCACGAAGCAUCUAGACCCAAGACCUAAGAGGCUAUGUGACAACUUAUUGCUUGAAUUUUCAUUGUAGAUAAUCUGAUUUACUGUCUGACAUAAAAUCUCUAGUUUGAUCCUACUCAUCUUUGCAGCCCUAUUGUAUUGAAUUGACAAUAUAGUUGACUUUCCAGACCUUAUCUGCUGAUGUCAUGGCCUCCUUUGGUUUCAUCAUGAAUGGCUACUCAGGGGAUUCUUUGACGUGAAGGGGGUCACCCCUACAUGGCUAAACCUAAUUUAUGGGUUAGUCUGGUAAGAAUACUGUAUCUAUGUUCCAGAGUUUAACUUGAUAAGUAAACACGGGCCGUUAUACAUCUGUUUUACUCUCCUUAAGCAUGAGAAACCUAAUUUCCAACCCUGAACAUGAUAUAUAUUUUUUGAACGGAAAAUUAUAGGGGAGGCUCGACAGUACAAAUUUAGUAAAAUAAGUACUCCCUCGGAUCCAUAUUACUUGUCGCUGUAUAACUUUGUACUAAACCAGCGACAAGUAACAUGGAUCGGAGGGAGUAGUAAUAAUCUGGUAAGCCUGCUCAUCAUUCAUUCUGUAAGAGAGAAGGAAAAGGUCUCUUUUAAUGAGGAAAGGCCAGGAGGCUAAACUAGGAGGAAUAUUAUGAAAAAAUUCUAGCAUUUCUUUGUUUCCAAAUGUUCCAAGCUGCUACAAGAAAGGCUUCUCUGGAGAGAGAUUUGCUGAGAGGAAGGAGCAAGGUGAAGAUUAAUUGAGGCCUAGCAGCCUCUGCUGAAGGAGCAGUUCCAGAAAAUAUGAUCACGAGUUUCAAGGGUCCCUGAGGUACGCAAACGCAGCUGGAACCGCCAUUCGUAUGAAAGUUACGUCUUUCAAGCAUAUCUUUAGUAUUUAGUCUGUCAUUAAAGAGUAAACAGGCAAAAGCUUUGAGUUUGGCUGAGCAUUUGAAUUUCCUCAUCCACGAGGAGAUGCUGUAUAUUUGGUCGCAUAAUAGCCAUUCCCCAAUUAGUCAGCUCUACAGCAGCUAUAGGAAUUACCCACAUAACCAUUGGUAAGAAGUGUAAGUAACUUGGUUAAAAACAUAACUCUAGUAUCUACUGCCUGCCUGCCUGGAUUUGAUAGAAUCAACCAGGUACAGCAUGUUCCGUUGGCCAUCACCAGGUGGUAACCAACCAAUCACUAUGGUGGGAACCACAAACCUUGGUUGUCUCUGACGUCACUGAUUGGUGCAUUUCUGCGAGGGCACUCACUAUGUGCAUCCCUCAGCCAUCUAUUAAAAGAACGAACAUUCAGAAAGUUCAUUGGAUUGCUCCACUUGAUUGCGGCCAACGAUUAAAUCCCACUUUGGUGGAGCAGUGGAGCCCCACGAUUGGUGGUAGUGAUUUCCUUGCUGUCGUACUGGGAGCACUUGUCCACUGAUUAUACGUAGUUGAUUUUUUUUGAGGAUUUAAUGUAUAUUCAAGGAUGGCCCAGGUGGGACUCGAGAGUGCUAAUCUUACUUGGAAGUUGGAACUGAGAUCUGGUGAUCAUGUCAACUUUAACAGCAUCGAGAUGGGAGACGAUUUAAUUAGAUAGAGGACUUUCUAGUACUUUACACUCCAGGGUGGGGAAAUGCAGCACUUCGGAUAAGAAUGAAGUAGUGGCUGAAUAGGAAGGCCACAUUGCUCUAUCUCCAUAUUCUAAAAGGCAUAGCUUUAGAGGUGGAGUGUGCUUCUUCAGCUUUUUGUAAAGGCUUUUAGGCUACCUUUAUAUUUUAUAGUACAUUCAGCCCACAUGAUCAGUUCCUGAAUUUCAUUUUGUUGGGAAAUAUCGCUUGCUGAAAGUACUGCUUGGCGAGGAAGGACCUACAUAACUGACAUUUUUAUGAGAAAACACAACUGGUAAAUUAGAGGUGCUAUUGGAUAAAACUGAAAAGGCUAAUGUCAAUGGAAUUAUGGGACAAGGAGCGAAGACCAAAUGACAAAUCAAGGAGAUAAUGAGGUAAAAAUCUGUACCUUGUGAAAAGAGAUGCUCACGAAGUUUACCGGUCUAGAUGCCCUGGAAUUGGAUGUUGAUUGCAACUGCUGCCUUACCUUUCUUAAAAUAUAGGUUUAACAUUGUUCUCGUGAGUAAAUAAAAUGUUUUUGAUAACAGUGGGUCUGGAAGUGGAAUGGGAAUUUCUCUAGAGAGAGAAUGUAGAUGAAAUUGACAUGCAGCGAGGCAACAACGACAUCAUUGUGAACCCCAGCAAUUGAGCACUCGACACAGUAAAGUUUAGUUUACUCUCAUUGUCCUUUCUCCAAUAAUGCAUUGUACGCUGGCCAAUUUAAAAUGCCACCUUGCAGAUUCUUGGUGCUUGCACUAUGAUUUACCUGGCAAAGCACCUACAGACAUCAGCAGCCUCACGAGCAUAUAAGGCAACCCUUCCCUCUCCUCUUGUCCACAGCCCCUACCGACUAUGGAAGGCGCAUGGCUCGAGCAUCUACAUGGCUCAUGAGAGCAGAAGCAGGGCCGGGAUGAACCGCAAAGCUGAGCGCUUCAGCUUUGCGGUGCCUCUCCUGACCUCCCAGGUGGUCGCCUGAGGUACGCAAGAAUCGGCAAGUCACAAAACGGCAAUGGUGAACUCCGGCAGGAGUCCACCCCCCUUUUAUCCUUUUCUCUCCAUUCAGUUGUAUCAGGUGGAAGUCGAAUAAUCGGAAGUCUCUGUGUGUGAUGAA